CCUCCGCCACCAUGGGUCUCCAGUGGGCGCCUGUUAGCGCAGGCAGGCCGCUGAUAUGGCUCCUCCCUGUUGUUUUUUCUGUGAUUGCUCUCUUUCUUUGUCUUCUUCUUGUUGUACGAAAGUACUUUUCCCCUCCGCCCAUUUCUCUCCCGAUAUCCCCGCCACCGUCGCCUACGUACGCGCGUACCUCUUUUGCGAAUGACCUGAAGCGCUUUUCGCCUGUUCGCUCGUCUAUCAAGAUUGCGCCACCAUCGCGCAGGACUCCGUCGCCUUCGCCGUCUCCAUCGCCGUCGCCGGUCUACGACGCACAGGAUCACUGCGAGGCGCAAGAGCUGCCGACGACCAGACAGAAUUAUGACGCCUUUCUCGUCGUGGACGUAGAGGGCACCUGUAUGCAAGGAACGACUUUCAGCUACCCGAACGAGAUCAUUGAGUUCCCGGUUUGCCUCAUGCGGUGGCGCGACAAGGCUGACGACGGCACCGCUUCCGAGCUCGAGGUCGUCGACACCUUUCAUAGCUUUGUCCGCCCCACCUGGCGGCCUGUACUAUCGCAAUUCUGUACCGACCUUACCGGCAUCACUCAAUCACAAGUCGAUGCCGCACCGCCCUUUGCGGACGUCCUGAGGUCCUUCUAUGCCUUCAUGAUUCGUCAUGGGCUUAUCGACCGCCGGACCGGGAAGCGGCUGGUGAAGUACUGCUGGUGCAGCGACGGCCCCUUCGACCUGCGUGACUUCGUCGUAAAGCAAUGCUUUCUGUCGAGGAUCGUCUUCCCUGAAUGGAUGCGCGGUGACGUCCUGGAUGUCCGGGUUCCCGUUAUGCAAUGGAUGGAUGAGCAAUCUUCGUCUUCGGAUACCUCUUCGACGACCUCUGGAUCGCCUCCUUCGUCUGUUUCUCCUAUGUCUUAUGCCUCGUCUCCCCAAUAUAAUCAGUAUAAACCCAUGUUUCCCCGUCGGCGGACGCCGAAUAUACCGGCUCAGUUGCGAGCCCUUGGCCUGCCUGAGUUUCAGGGUCGACAGCACAGCGGCAUCGACGACACGCGCAACAUUUGUCGUAUCCUUGCCGAGCUCGCGCGCCGCGGAGUACAGCUCAAGCCGAACACGCCUAUCAACAUCACCCGUCGAUGGCCUUGGAUGGGCAAGAAGGGCCGCGUGCUCGAAGAGUACGUCUGAACUCGUCAUCGGCGAGUCGUCCUCGCUUGCUACCUAUCAUCUCGCUUGUCCGUUCAACAACACCGUCAAUGACCUCGAAUUACCGGCCCUCGCGCGCUCCGUCGCCGCCUUCUGGUGUCCCACAUACCACUGGCAUCGCACCCACCACUUACGAUGCUAUAUUCUGUACACUAUAAUCCCCCAUAACUCCAUAACACAUAAGAACACACUGGGUGUAAUGCCGGUAAUUUAUGCGCUCUCGCGAGCGAGUCAUAUGCUU
Schizophyllum commune H4-8 is the source of this 1428-nucleotide messenger RNA. RefSeq lists its product as uncharacterized. The transcript is spliced from 6 exons. Gene Ontology annotation, biological process: exonucleolytic trimming to generate mature 3'-end of 5.8S rRNA from tricistronic rRNA transcript (SSU-rRNA, 5.8S rRNA, LSU-rRNA). Bases 12 to 1169 code for a protein of 385 amino acids. NCBI's taxonomy places the organism in Eukaryota, Fungi, Basidiomycota, Agaricomycetes, Agaricales, Schizophyllaceae. The record is from RefSeq and is a predicted model, not a curated record. Gene Ontology annotation, molecular function: 3'-5'-RNA exonuclease activity; nucleic acid binding.